Molecule: messenger RNA, 3229 nt
Organism: Argentina anserina (silverweed cinquefoil)
Lineage: Eukaryota; Viridiplantae; Streptophyta; Magnoliopsida; Rosales; Rosaceae
Product: serine/threonine-protein kinase CTR1
Exons: 15
Coding region: 273-3203 (976 amino acids)
Biological process (GO): protein phosphorylation; signal transduction
Cellular component (GO): cytoplasm
Molecular function (GO): protein kinase activity; ATP binding
Source: RefSeq, a predicted model, not a curated record
CUUUUUCUCUCUUAUCCGUACGUCUUUAAGUUUUCCCAAGCUCCGCGUAAAAACAAAAGGGUGCAACACAAAACGAAGCAAAGCUAAUACGUCCGGAGAGUCUUGAUCAAUUCCGGAAACUCAGAAGCAACAAUUCUUAUGCCAAGUCGAUUUGCAGAAACCCUAGGGUUUAGUUGUUGUUCUUCUCUAUUGCUGAUUUUUUACACUACCGGGGUCGGAAGAAACGACUCCGGUGAGUGUUUCACGUGAUCGUGGCCGGUUUAGAAGAAAAGAUGCCUCACAGAACGACUUACUUCUUUCCGAGGCAAUUUCCGGAUCGCCGGUUCGAAUCGUUGCCUUCUUCUUCUUCUUCUUCUUCCUCCCCGAAACCGCUGGUGUCGGAAAACGGUCACCAGCAUCACCAGAAACAUCAGGGCAGCAUCAGCAGUAAUAAUGAAAACGACGUUGUCAGUGGUCUCAUUGAUCAGUACCACCACCAAAAGUCUAACUCUAACCACCUCAACAGCAACAGCAGCACCAAAUUCACAGCUGUAUCCGAUCAGUAUUUCACGGGCGGCCAAAAGACCACCACAACUACAACUAACACUAGCAGCGGCGGCAGCAGCACGCAAUCCACCAAGAAGCAACAGCUGGCGGCUAUCUCCGACUGGUUCGUCUCCGACAAGAAGCACAAACAGAGAUCCAAAGCUGGUCACGUGAGGAGCACGAGACCGUUGCUGUCGUCGUUCUCCUGCCACGUGCCCGACGAGGAUCGCGAGCUCCUGCUCCCGCCCGAGGCAGUUGUCGAUGUGUCAGCAGUUCCAAACACCACGUCCUUCAAGGUCGACCGGAGCGUUGACCGGAACUUUGACCGGCAGGUGUCGCUGCCGAGGCUGUCGAGCGGGAGCAGCUACGCUGGGAGCCUGUUCUCCGGGACAACGACGCUGGAUGGAAACUUCUCCGGCGACGUCAAGGACUCGACGACGGUGACGACGAGGCCGGGUGAAUUAGAGGAGGUGGAGGACGAGGUGGUGGGAGCGGAGGUUUGUAGGGAUGGCUUGGCGCAGAGGUGUAAAGAGAGUUACUAUUUGCAGCUUCGAUUGGCCAAGAGGCUUGGCUCUCAAGCCACUCUUGCUAGCGAGGUCUUGCUCUUGAACAACUCUGGCCUUGAGGUUACGGAUGUUGAGACGGUGUCGUAUCGCCUCUGGGUUAGUGGCUGCUUGUCUUACAAUGAAAAAAUAUCAGAUGGCUUCUACAGUAUUUUGGGAAUGAAUCCAUAUCUGUGGGUGAUGUGCAAUGAUGAGGAAGAAGGUACACGUCUACCGUCGUUGAUGUCACUUAGAGAUAUCAAACCGGGGGAUACAUCAAUGGAGGUGGUUCUUGUUGACAAAAAUGGGGACUCACGCCUGAAGGAACUUCAAGACAAGGCACAUGAACUGUAUUGUGCUUCAGAGAAUCCUUUAGUGUUGGUGGAGAAACUUGGGAAGCUAGUUGCCAUCUACAUGGGGGGUACUUAUCCUGUGGAACAAGGAGAUCUCCACAUGCGCUGGAAAGUGGUUAGCAGGAGAUUGAGAGAAUUCCAAAAGUGUAUUGUGCUCCCCGUGGGCAGCCUAUCAAUGGGUCUCUGCAGGCAUCGUGCUAUUCUCUUCAAGAAAUUGGCAGACUACAUAGGUUUACCUUGUCGGAUAGCUCGUGGUUGCAAGUAUUGCGUGGCAGAUCAUCAGUCCUCUUGUCUUGUUAAAAUUGAAGUCAAGCAAUUCAUGAGGGAAUAUGUGGUUGAUCUAGUUCGGGAACCAGGAAAUGUCCAUGACCCAGAUUCCUCAAUCAAUGGAUCACUGUCUUCAAUACCUUCACCAUUCCAAAUUUCUCAUCAGAAAGAAUUUCAACAUAUUUAUAGGGAUAGUGGAUUAUGUUCCCAACUUAUAAACUCAAAGCACACCCGUCCACCUCCUGAAGAUCCUCUCUAUCCAGGCUACGGAGCAGAAAGCCAGGUCUUGAAAGAAAACAGUUUUCUUCCAGUUGAUCAAAUAAGACUUGGAAUGGGAGCUUCUGUAAUGCCUUUGGACGUGAAAGAGAAUUCAGAGCAGGGCCUUCUCCAGACACCAAUGCCAUCUUGUGCACAUGGUAAUAUUUCUGAAGCUGUUGAUGUGGGAGCUGGUAUGGCAUCAUUGAAGGGAUCUGCUAGACUUGGUGAAGAAAAUCUUGUUAUACAGCAAGCUUACCGGAAAGAGAUUGUUGUGUCCAGAAGUCAAGUUAUAAGUAGCAGUGACAAGUCCAGUCAAUCAGAUAUGGAGGAGGUUGAUAGCAAGCUUGAGAUCCAAAGUCGAUUUUCUGCUGUCACUGUUCCUAGGUACUUGAAUCUCGAACCAUCUCUUGCCAUGGACUGGCUUGAGAUAGCAUGGGAUGAGUUAUAUAUCAAAGAGCGUGUUGGUGCUGGCUCAUUUGGGACAGUGCAUCGGGCAGAAUGGAAUGGAUCGGAUGUAGCUGUCAAGGUUUUAACUGUACAAGAUUUCCAUGAUGAUCAGUUGAGGGAAUUUUUACGUGAGGUUUCAAUUAUGAAACGUGUCCGCCAUCCCAAUGUAGUUCUGUUCAUGGGUGCAGUUACAAAGCGUCCGCAUCUCUCAAUUGUGACAGAGUACUUACCUAGGGGUAGUCUAUAUCGACUCAUACAUAGGCCAGCGUCUGGAGAACUUCUGAAUCAUAGGCGGCGGCUGCGCAUGGCAUUAGAUGUGGCCAAGGGGAUUAAUUACCUCCAUUGUCUUAGCCCUCCAAUUGUCCACUGGGACCUUAAAUCUCCAAAUUUGUUGGUAGAUAAAAAUUGGACAGCAAAGGUAUGUGAUUUUGGGUUGUCCAGAUUCAAAGCAAACACUUUCAUAUCAUCGAAGUCUGUUGCUGGAACACCUGAGUGGAUGGCUCCAGAGUUCCUUCGCGGAGAGCCAUCAAAUGAAAAGUCUGAUGUUUACAGCUUUGGAGUGAUACUUUGGGAACUUGUGUCCAUGCAACAACCUUGGAGUGGGCUUAGUCCUGCGCAGGUAGUUGGUGCUGUUGCUUUCCAAAACAGAAGGCUUACUAUCCCAGCAAAUACUCCCCCAAUGUUGGCUUCUCUUAUGGAGUCCUGCUGGGCUGAUGAGCCUGCGCAGCGCCCAACAUUCAAUAGUAUAGUGGAGUCGCUGAAGAAGUUGCUAAAAUCUCCUCUGCCGUGGCCACCGGUGAGUAAAACAUAGGGAAAACAGGUACCUCUGCCCCAGAG